Culex quinquefasciatus (southern house mosquito) is the source of this 2275-nucleotide messenger RNA. RefSeq names its product serine/threonine-protein kinase NIM1. The transcript has 9 exons. The record is from RefSeq and is a predicted model, not a curated record. Gene Ontology annotation, molecular function: protein serine/threonine kinase activity; tau-protein kinase activity; ATP binding. Gene Ontology annotation, biological process: intracellular signal transduction; protein phosphorylation; microtubule cytoskeleton organization. The coding region runs from base 474 to 2234 and encodes 586 amino acids. NCBI's taxonomy places the organism in Eukaryota, Metazoa, Arthropoda, Insecta, Diptera, Culicidae. Gene Ontology annotation, cellular component: cytoplasm.
UAAGAUUGAUACUUUCUCUAGAACAUGAGAGGAGAGAAGCUGUUUACAGUGUGGCUAGUGUGUGGCCAAGAAUUGAAAAUACAAUCGUGCUCUAUUUCUGUACACAUAAAGUAUGCCUUAGAACCCUACUUUCCACUUGUAUGAACAUUCAAAUAAAACAAUAACUAUUUACACAUCGUCAAAUUAAAUAUCACCCGAGAAUAACUAUGUCCAUAAAAAUAAUACCAUGUUUGCCAUGCCAUGUAAAACAGAAACUAGUACAGGCAUUGGCACCACUGUUGGAUUCUCGCAAAUCUCACUAGUAAGGCUGGCUUAUGUACACAAAAUUCUGGGUUUUCAUUCCACCGUCAGUCCCGUGUGAGAGAUAAACAUUCUCUCACUAGCUAAGCAAAAAGUGAUUGACAAUCAAUAUGAACCACCGUAAUACACUCAUCAGUGCAAAUAUUCAGUUUUAUUCAACAGAAUAAUGAAUAAUGGAACCGAACCUGGCAAUUCAAGCUGUUGCACGUCCAAAAACACCUAUUUACCAAAGGUUUACCGCUGCCCUGCAGAGUGAUCCAAGAUGCUCACAAGAGGUGGCACUCGGACGGAGGAUAGGACUUUAUCGGUUUUGUGGAGACAUCGGAAGAGGUAAUUUUUCACGUGUCAAACUUGCCGUUCAUCAAUUAACCAAAGAUAAAGUUGCAAUUAAAGUAGUGGAUACCAGUCGCUUAGAUGCUAAAGCGCUUCGAAUGCUUUCAAGGGAAGUUACAACGCUAGAAUCAGUAUUUCACCCUUUUAUACUCAGACUAUUCGAAGUUAUUGAAACUCUCGGAAAGAUACAUCUUAUAAGUGAGUGGGUACAGGGUGGAGAACUAUAUAACAGAAUUGCUGAAGAAGGACCGUUGGAAGAGUAUCAUGCUGCAGUAAUAUUCCAUCAAUUAUUACUGGCUGUGAAACAUCUACAUAAUUUGGGAUAUGUUCACCGUGAUAUAAAGGCAGAAAAUGUCCUUAUGGUUAGCGAUGAUCGAGUCAAAUUAGCUGAUUUUGGUUUCAGUACUCAGCUCAUCAACGGUCCAUGGCAACAUUUGGAUACAUUCUGUGGUUCACCACCAUAUGCCGCUCCCGAGCUGUUUAGUGACGACCAUUACAUAGGUGGUCCAGUUGACAUCUGGGCAUUAGGUGUUUUGGUAUAUUUUAUGCUUCACGCAAAAAUGCCAUUUAAAGCGUCAACUGUGCCGUUACUCCGAACAGCCGUUCUAAGAGGAGAGUUUGAAAUUUCUUCUACCUUAAGCCUUCCUUGCUGUAGAGUAAUACAACGCAUCUUAGUAAUGGCACCUUCCCGUCGACCAACAAUCGAACAGCUACUGAAAUGCCAAUGGUUUGAGUAUGCAGAAACAUUCAAAAAUGUUACCAAUAGAAAAACAGAUUCAAGUAUGAAUCCCAAAAUGUUAAACGAGGAUGAUAAUACAAGUGAAGUUCCUAAGACGCGUAGAAAGUAUUUUUGGAUUUUUUCUACUAGAGGCCAACGUCGACAAUAUUCUCCAGCUAAAUCAUCCAGUCGCAGAAAUAAUAGUGCUGCCAAUCAAAAUGAAACAAAUGAACCAUCGUUACGCACUAUUAAAUGUUGCACCAAACGCGCAGGUAGUGUUUUAGAAGACAACUUUUUACAUCCAAUAGAGAUAGAAUUAUCUUGCACAAACCACCUUAAAAAAUCAUGUUUUUCCAAUGAUAACUCGAAUAAUAAUACCUAUAGCCAAAAAGACAGCAAUAGAAAUCGUAGGUUUUCCAUUAGUCGUUUAGUAAAAAAGAGAAUUAGUCCACUAGAUUUUGCAAACAAACAAGAAAACAGUGAUGAAACAUCGACCGGAGAUUUCAGAGACCACCUGCAACGAAUAAUUGAUGAAGAACAUGGAAAACAUGUCAUGUAUCCUACCGCUACGCUUAAUAUAAUGCAUCCUCUUGAACAUGAAACUCGCAAAAUAUUAGAAAGUCUUGGAAUAACUUCAGAAAUGAUUGACAAAUCAGUCAUUAACGGUCCACGCAGUGAUAUUAUAGGAAUAUAUCGAAUAAUGAUCCACAGGCUACAGCGAGAACAGACAGUUUUCAAAAAUACAAAUGGAGGAUUAAAUAUUGAUCAAAAAUUUGACUAUCAAAGGAAAAAAGGUGCACACCGAUCAUCAAGUGCAGUUCAAGGAAAAGAUAAUUGGCAAGAAAAGGGAAAUAAUAAUCAUUUAACGUGUGCCAUACUUUGAACAAACACAAUGAUGAACAAAUAAAAUUAUGUAAAUCAGCA